Molecule: messenger RNA, 2693 nt
Organism: Dreissena polymorpha
Lineage: Eukaryota; Metazoa; Mollusca; Bivalvia; Myida; Dreissenidae
Product: cyclin-dependent kinase-like 5
Exons: 15
Coding region: 390-2693 (767 amino acids)
Biological process (GO): protein phosphorylation; positive regulation of axon extension; regulation of dendrite development
Cellular component (GO): dendrite cytoplasm; nucleus
Molecular function (GO): protein kinase activity; ATP binding
Source: RefSeq, a predicted model, not a curated record
UUGUGGGUAUGUUGGCAAGGAAAUUCCCGAUGGCGUCCUACGUGAAUGUGAACGAUUUUAGUGAAAGCUGAAACGAUAUGCUGGAUUCAACGUGUGUUAUUUUGUUUAGAUAAUAAUUGUGUGUCACUCUGGAGUAAAAUUAAUUUAGUGUUUAUUUAUUGGGGUUGAAAGCUGUAUUACUUUGCUACUUUAUUUUAUAUUGUUAACACAGAAAUUGUGUUUGCAUUUGUGGAUAAACUUGUGAGAUAUAAGUUAUAAGUGAAAGUGGAUAUGGUGAAUGAUUUGAUUGUUAGUUUCUUUCUUAAUUGUGUUGGAUAAAUUAAAAAAAAUAAAAUUGGACAGAGUCACUUGAAGGGUUUUUUGAGAACCUACAUGUAGGGUGUGAUGUAAUGAACAAGUACGAAAUUGUGGGAGUUGUGGGCGAAGGUGCCUAUGGCGUGGUGUUGAAAUGUAAACACAAGGAAACAGGCGAACUCGUUGCUGUGAAGAAAUUCAAAGAUGGCGAAGAAAACGAAGAUGUGCGCCGUACCACGCUUCGAGAACUCAAAAUGCUACGCUCACUCAAACAAGAGAACAUUGUGGAGCUUAGAGAGGCGUUUAGGCGCAAAGGAAAACUUUACCUAGUCUUUGAAUAUGUUGAAAGGAACAUGCUGGAACUACUGGAGGACAUGGCUAGUGGAGUGCCACCAGAGAAAGUGCGAUCCUACACCUACCAGUUGUGUAAGGCAAUACACUGGUGCCAUAGCAACGACAUCAUACACAGAGAUAUCAAGCCUGAGAAUUUGCUGAUUAGCAGUGGAGAUGUUCUGAAGCUCUGUGAUUUUGGCUUUGCUCGCACCAUCAACAAUGGAAUGAACGGCAUGUACACGGACUAUGUUGCGACACGGUGGUAUCGCUCUCCGGAAUUGCUGCUUGGUGCCCCCUACGGCAAGGCAGUAGACAUCUGGUCUAUCGGCUGCAUUCUUGGAGAGCUUGCAGACGGUCAGCCCCUGUUCCCGGGCGAGAGUGAGAUAGAUCAGCUCUACGUCAUCCAGAAGAUUGUCGGACAAUUGCCGCCCGAUCAGAUGAACAUGUUCUAUAACAACGCUCGAUUCUCCGGGUUAAAGUUUCCAUCAGUGUCCAAGCCACAGACUAUCGUGAAAAGAUACCAGGGAAUACUCAGUAGCGUCAUGAUAGACUUUAUGGUGCAAACACUAAGGCUAGAGCCUACAGACAGGUUCACGAUAGAGGAUUGCCUGGACCACGUGUCCUUCCAGACAGAACGUCUUCUCAACCGGGGAAGCCAGGUGCCCAUCAAGCACAUCGACACUCAUAACACCAGCAAGAAACGCAAGAGUGACAUAAGUGAUCACGUCAAUAGUGAAAAUUUGAAGAAUUUAACAGUACGGUCUGGCAAGACAAAAGCAUUGUUGCCCGAUCAUAAAGAGGAAAAAUUUGAAGAAAAGAUGGAUACCUCAGAAACGGAAAAAGAGAUUAUACACCCCACCUCUCAAAGCAAAUACAUUAAACAGGCAAAAAAUGCAACAUCAAAAGCAAAUGCUGAAAAACAAGCGUUAAAUGCAAUAAGAGAGAAAAUUGAACUGGAGCGAGUUAAAGAGGAUAAAUCGUCAGAAGAAGAAACUAGUCGCAAAGAAAGGACAAGAACACCUGCAAAAUCAGGCAGUCGUAGAUCACAGAAAAGUGCAAAUAGAAACAAUGUAAAUAGUGAUAAUAUGAAUAAUACUGACGAUAAAACAGAUGUGCGACAGGGAAAGUCUUAUGUAGACCUGUCUGGAAGACAGGGUGUAGGGCAGUACAAUUCAACGUUUUCGGACUUCCGUUCUGGAUAUGUAGGCGACAGCAAAAGUGACAAUAAUAUGGAUACGUUGGACAGUAAUGGUGAAGUUCACGAAAAUGAUGUAGAUAUGGAUAAUACUACUCCUAGUGAGUCUAAAUUCAUUAAACGUAAGCAUAGCUCUAAAACUGUGACAGAUAACAAACCAAAGUUAGCUUCAAAAUCCCCAGAACCUAUUGUGCUUACGCCUCGCGAUGCACCAAAUGCUCGCACUAGCACGUAUACUGUGAACUUGGAAGCGCCGAAUCAGGAACAAGAAAAUGGCCAUAAACCCUCGGACAGUCCCCCAGAAAGGAAAAAGUUCUUGGACAAGACACUGCAAGACGAGUUGCAGCGUAUCAAAUCCAGCACUAUGAGAGAGCGCCAGAAGAAGAACCAAGAGAUCCAGCAGACGAGUCAGAAAGGGGACGUCUCAGUAGUCCGAACAAUAUCAGACCGGCUGUCCGAUGCUAAGUUGCAGAACGUCGAUGUUGGGGUGAACAAAUAUCAGCGGGAGAGGACCGACAACUUUGGCAGCUUUAAUUCUCAGGGGAACAAGGACCGAAGAGCCCCAAGCAGGGGUCAAUUCUACGCAGAUGGACCCGGAUCAAUCGGGCGUGAGUCAAGCUUCUACAACUCCGAUGGCUCCAGGCGCGUGUCUGUGGAUGACAACAGAAAAAGUUCAUAUUGUUCCAAUGCUGUGUGCUUGUUCACAAAUAACAGUAUCAACCACUUUCUGUGUUAUAGCAGUGUGCUUAUCACGUUAGCUCGUUGGCUAGGUUAUUUCUCAGCAAGGUUUGUUUUAGAUCAUUUGCAUUUCUUUGUUAGCAGAACGUCAGCAAGGGUCUGCAACCUCCAAGAAUCAGAUACAGGUAGCUAG